Messenger RNA from Peromyscus maniculatus bairdii (prairie deer mouse), 2012 nucleotides. RefSeq names its product growth factor receptor bound protein 14 (gene Grb14). The record is from RefSeq and is a predicted model, not a curated record. Lineage: Eukaryota; Metazoa; Chordata; Mammalia; Rodentia; Cricetidae. Gene Ontology annotation, cellular component: cytoplasm; plasma membrane. Gene Ontology annotation, biological process: negative regulation of insulin receptor signaling pathway; insulin receptor signaling pathway.
CCCCACCACGUCCCAGCCGCCCCGGCCGCGAGCGCAGGCGGCCCUGCCACCGCACCUGCAAGGGCGCUCGCUGCCUGCACCCGCGCGCCACGGCUCGCACCCGGCCCUUCCCCACGGUCGCCGCGCGGUCGAUGACUCCCCAGACCCCUGGCCGACGACCAUGACCACAUCCAUGCAAGGUGGGCAGAGCGCCGCGGGCCGGGCGGCCGCCCAGGACUCGCCGCUGGCCGGGCAGGUGUGCCGCGUUGCCCAGGGCAGGGGCGACGCCCAUGACCCGGUGCGGGUCCCCGGACUGCACGCGCUGUCGCCCGCCUCCGACGCGACCCGCUACGGUGGUGGUGCCUCAGACAGGAGAAAAAAGAAAGAUCUGGAUGUUCUGGAAAUGCCAUCUAUUCCCAACCCCUUUCCUGAGCUCUGCUGUUCUCCACUUACAUCUGUGCUGUCAGCAGGCCUGUUUCCCAGAGCAAAUUCAAGGAAGAAACAGGUGAUUAAAGUCUACAGUGAGGAUGAGACCAGCAGGGCGUUAGAAGUGCCCAGUGACAUCACCGCCCGGGAUGUCUGCCAGCUCUUGAUCCUGAAGAAUCACUAUGUGGAUGACAACAGCUGGACCCUAUUUGAGUACCUGUCUCGCACAGGUGUAGAAAGAAUAAUAGAAGACCAUGAGCUGGUGAUUGAAGUGCUGUCUCACUGGGGGAUGGAAGAAGAAAAUAAGCUGUACCUUAGAAAAAAUUAUGCCAAAUAUGAAUGUUUUAAGAACCCAAUGUAUUUCUUUCCAGAGCACAUGGUGUCCUUUGCACCUGAGACCAACGGUGACAGAUCCCCUACACAGAUCCUGCAGAUGUUUUUAAGCUCAAGCACCUAUCCUGAAAUCCAUGGUUUCUUACAUGCAAAAGAACAGGGAAAGAAGUCUUGGAAAAAAGUUUACUUUUUCCUGAGAAGAUCUGGUUUAUAUUUUUCUACUAAAGGCACAUCAAAGGAACCACGGCACUUGCAGUUUUUCAGCGAAUUCAGCACUAGUAAUGUUUACAUGUCACUGCCAGGCAAAAAAAAACAUGGAGCACCAACUGCCUAUGGAUUCUGCUUUAAGCCUAACAAAGCAGGAGGACCCCGGGACCUGAAAAUGCUCUGUGCGGAAGAAGAGCAGAGCAGGAUGUGCUGGGUGACCGCCAUUAGAUUGCUGAAGUAUGGCAUGCAGCUGUACCAGAAUUAUAUGCACCCAUCCCAAGGUAGAAGUGGCUGCAGUUCUCAGAGCAUAUCACCCAUGAGAAGCAUAUCAGAGAAUUCCCUCGUAGCAAUGGACUUCUCAGGUCAGAAGAGCAGAGUGAUAGACAACCCCACUGAAGCUCUUUCAGUUGCUGUGGAGGAAGGACUCGCUUGGAGGAAGAAAGGAUGUUUGCGCCUGGGGAAUCACGGUAGCCCCACUGCCCCAUCCCAGAGCUCUGCUGUGAAUAUGGCUAUCCAUCGGUCCCAGCCAUGGUUUCAUCACAAAAUUUCUAGAGACGAAGCUCAGCAGCUGAUUAUCCGGCAGGGGCCUGUGGAUGGAGUUUUCUUGGUACGGGACAGUCAGAGUAACCCCAGAACUUUUGUACUGUCAAUGAGUCACAGACAAAAGAUAAAACACUUUCAAAUCAUACCGAUGGAAGAUGAUGGUGAGAUGUUCCACACCCUGGAUGAAGGCCACACAAAGUUCACAGAUCUCAUACAGCUGGUGGAGUUCUAUCAGCUCAACAGGGGUGUCCUUCCUUGCAAGUUGAAACAUUACUGUACUAGGAUGGCUCUUUAGCCAAUCUGUAUGUGACUCACUAAGAAAAAAAAAUGGAAGAAAAAGGUUGCAAAGAAGAAUGUUUAAGGAGAGAUAUAACAAAUAGGCUGAAAUUAAACCAUGGUGAAAAGAAUAUUUCACCUUUGAGUACAAAACGGUCAUGCAUUGAAAAUUAUUGAAGACUUGGAUUGGUAUUACACUCAUUACUUAGAAUUUAUUAGUUAAAAUUAAAUCUUAGUUAAAAAAAUGA